CGGAGGGCUCUGUUUCCUGAUGCAGCCUCCUGCAAACCAGAGAGCUCAGUGGAGUCUCCGGCGGCGGCAGCAGCGGUUUCCGCCAGUCUUCGCAGCCAGCCAGAGAGACUCCGAGCUUUCCUCGCCGCCUCCAGACGGGCAGCAGCGCCCUACGCGACCCCUCGGCAUAUCCACCUCGCUUGCCUGCCUCUGCCAACCAGUCCUCCUCGAGGCAAUUGCAGGGAGGGAGGAGUAGAAGCAAGCCGCAGAGGAGAUUCCCCCCGCUUUCCAAGGCGGGGGCCAUAGAGAGCCUCACCCAGCGUCCAGGAGGGACGGUGGGAACGGGACCUGUUAUUAGGCCCCGGCAGAAGGACACGCGGGUGGUCGUCUUGGGGAUGACGAUGCGCUCCCAUCCAGCUGCGUGCUUCUUCCGCGAUUGUUUAUUAGUUGGCGAAGAUCCAAGAUGGGAGCCGUUCUUGGGCGGGAAAACGCGGGGCUGGGCUCGGCGCGCAUUGCCCGCCCAACACACAAAGCCACCCCAUUUAGAGCGAAGACGCUCCUGAGCCAUCAUGCCCCUCGAGUUUACUUUCUGUCUCCCUUCUCCUCGCCCGCCUCCUCUCCGUCCGCAAUGAGGGGCUGGGGACUGCCACCAACAAGCAGCAAAAGUGCUCUUUCCCGCCUCCCUUCCACCCGCCCAGCGCUCAAGGGUGCAGCAGAUCCUCCCAUAAGCAUUUGAGGACCUCCCCAACUGCUGAACUCCAAACGCACUUUCGCUUUCAUUCCCCGCCGCCGCCCCAUUUCUAGGAAUGCCAAACACGUUUUGCUCGGAGAAGGCGCGGAAAGCUCCAGAGUUGCGAAACGGGGCUUUGCUGGCACAGCCUGGGCGUCUCUCUCGCCUCCGGCUGGAACUCGCCCCGGGAAGAAGCAGCUACUUGCCGCUUGCGUUGCUACCGCCCCUCCACAGCCGCAGCCCAGAAGGGAUUAGGCGUUUUAAGGAGCCGAUCCCCUUUGAAGCGGCUGGUUGAUUCUGGCCUGACUUUCUCUCCUGAGCCGCUUGUUACUCCGCGGAAGGCCGUGCUGGCCAUCGACUGUCUCUCUCAGGACUGAAAGCCCCGCACACAGCAGGUUAUGGGAUUCAUCGAGGAUGUCUGGCAAUGAGAUUAUACAGAAAGGGAGAAAACAGUUAACUGAAAUCAUUCAGAAGGACCUAGAAAUCGUUCUAGAUGAGUUACUCUCCCAGUCUGUCAUCACAGAGGAAGAAUAUGCAAACUUGGACAAAACGGAGGAGGAUUCCAAGAAGAAAAGUCGGAAAUUGCUGCUUCUGAUACAAAAAAAGGGGGAACGUGCCUGCUGCCGGUUCCUGGAUUGCAUAGAAAUUGCAUGUCCAGGUUCAAAGCAGGCUCUGCAGCCUUUACUUAAUGAGUGUUCAUUUCCAGAGGAGAAAGCUCAGGUGCCAAAAGGAUUGGAGGAAGCAAAAAGCAAAUAUGUUAAAGAGUGUUCACUUCCAGAGAUGAAAGCUGAGAGCCCAAGAGUGGAGGCCAAAGGCGAAAAUGUCAAAGGUACUUCCGUAAAGCAGCAAGUGACAAUGCUCAUCAGGUUACAUGCUGGAAGGGCAAGAAGUGCAGUGUUCUGGACAGGAAGUUACAGACUGGGCUGCAUUAAGAUUAGAAAGCUUUUGCCUAAUCUCUGUUGCAAGAGAAGUAAAGCACUUGAGGAUGUUCUUUGCAAAUUGAAGUUAGAGAAGCAUAAAAGCGAGAAACUCUCCCUUCGACAAGUUCUGGAAAUCAGUUCAGGAAGUCUAAAGGAGUUCAUCCCUCAUUCAUUGGAGGAUUUGCCAUGGAAUUUUCUGAGGAAGGUCUUGGCUCUGAAUGUGACAGCCAGGAGUACAAGCUUCAAGCAGAGAAUGUUUGAUGAUCCAAGAAUGGAACAAAAAAUGGAGGGAACGAGGGUUGAGAAUAAGAUUUUCUUCACUACUGAGAUGGCUGAGAGCAUUUCUGUGAACCCCCUUGAUGUCCUUUGUGCUGUUCUGCUUUGUUCAGACAGCUUCCUCCGACAGGAGAUCUUCUCCAAAAUGUCCAUGUGCCAGUUCGCGCUGCCUGUGCUUCUGCCUCCCUUGGAGACUCCCAAGUGCACCCUGAUGCUCUGGGCCAUGAGAGACAUUGUGAAAAGAUGGAGGCCCCAUGCCCUGGCUGAAAGCAGAGGCUUCAGAGAAAAGAGCCUGGUGAUGACCUCCAUGCCCACCAUUUCUUUUGUCUGCAUGGGGAACUCGGGACUCUCCAAGUCCAAACUCCUCAAUGAGAUUCUCAGCCCCUCCCAGCAGCAUUAUGAUUUCUUCAUCCACCGGGACAUGGAGUGUGGAAACAUCCCUCGAGAAAUUGCUGAUGGGCUGGUAGAGAUGGCCUGGUAUUUCCCAGGGGGGCAGAAGGGGUCAGAUCUUUUCCCUGAGCCACUUGCCAUUGCCAAUCUUCGUGGGGAUGUUGAGUCGCAUUGGGUGCAGUUUAGCUAUUUAACACAGGUCUCUUCAGCUGUGUUUAUAUUUGCUGAAUGCAUCAGUGAGAGAGAAUUUGACCUCUUGUCAUCACUCAAGGAGUCGUCAACUCAAUUCCAUUUCAUUUUGGAACAUCAGAGUAGAAAAUUCAAUGACACUUUGGAUUUCUUAAACAAAUUGGCUCCUGUGCUUAAACUGGACAAUUCACAUAUACUUGUGAAAACGGCCAAGACCAAUAGGGCAGAGUAUGUGGGAAAGCUGCGAUCUACUAUUGAAAGAAUAAUCAACUCUCAUCCAAAGAGUCUGAGUGUGAAAGAGAUGGCUGCUGUGGCCCAAGAACUUGCAAUCCAGGUGGAUGAGGACUGCCAAGAAUGUCAGAAUGCCCUCCGAUGUGCCUCGGAAAUCACUCAUGAUAUUAAAGGGAUCGCCAUAUACAAGAAAACGACGCUAAAACUGCAAGGUGAUCUCUGGAAAAACCUGGCAAAGGUAGAAAAAGAGCUGUGCAGAAUGGAAAGACAGGGGUCUGUUCCUUCAGAGCAAUACAGGUCAGAACUGAAAUGCAAACUGCUGGAACUGCGGAAAGAGCAGAACAAAUGUGAUCUCACCACCGGCUUGAUUAAAUUCACGAGUGGCAUCAAACACCUGAAGUUGUCAGAAAAGCACUACUUUCUGAAAUGGAUCAAGUUCCACCUUGACCAUAUUGCCAGGAGCAAUCUUUCUAAGCUAAGGGCUGAGUACAAAGCAAAAUGCAAGACCUCAGGGAACAAUAGCCAGACGAUUGCAGAGCUAGACCAGACGAUAUCUGCCUCCUCCUUGGGACUUGAGCACUUCAUGCGUGAACUGGGGCAGUUUUAUGAGGCAGAACAUUCUAUGGUUAAAGAGGGGAAAGUACCAGAAACCCAACGACAAUUUGUUCAUUUCCCAAGCAUUGCAGCUGACCUGAUGUUGGAAGGUUUCCCACUAGAGCUGAUUGAUGGAGAUGCAUCCAACAUUCCCCUGCAGUGGAUAACUGAUGUUCUGACUGAGCUCAAUCACAAAGUAGGAGGUCAAUCCAAAAUGGUGGUGAUCACUGUGCUGGGCGUGCAGAGCACUGGGAAGUCCACCCUCCUCAACACCAUGUUUGGGCUGCAGUUUGCUGUUAGCAGUGGUCGAUGUACACGAGGUGCCUUCAUGACACUUCUUAAUGUCAGAGAAAACAUGUCUCAGGAGCUCGGCUGCAAUUUCAUCCUAGUGAUAGACACAGAAGGACUGAAAGCCCCUGAACUGGCACAAUUAGAAGACAGCUACCAACACGACAAUGAGUUGGCCACUUUAGUGAUUGGGCUGAGUGACAUCACAAUAGUGAACAUGGCCAUGGAGAAUGCCACUGAAAUGAAGGACAUCUUGCAAAUUGUGACCCAUGCCUUCCUCAGGAUGGAGAAGGUUGGGCAAAGACCCAACUGCCAGUUCGUUCAUCAGAAUGUCAGUGAUGUCUCUGCUCCUGACCAAAACAUGAGGGACAGGAAACACCUUUUGGAACAACUCAAUGAAAUGACCCAAGCUGCAGCAAAAAUGGAGAACGUUGACAGAGAGAUCAAGUUUUCGGACAUCAUGGACUAUGACCCAGAAAUGAACAACUGGUACAUCCCAGGUCUGUGGCAUGGAGUCCCACCCAUGGCUCCAAUCAACAGGGGCUACAGUGAAAAGGUCUUUGAGCUAAAGAAGUAUCUUUUUGAAUUCAUAAGGAACCGUUCAAAUAAGACAACACCCAAGGACAUUCCUCAGUUUAUUGAGUGGAUAAAUAGUUUGUGGAAUGCUGUGAAACACGAGAACUUUAUCUUCAGCUUCCGAAACAGCCUCAUAGCAGAAGCCUAUAACGGGCUGUCCAUGAAAUAUUCUGAAUGGGACUGGGAUUUCCGCAGGGAGAUGCACCUCUGGUUAUCAGAACAGGAAACGGCGAUACAGAAUGUUUCCCCUGAUGAAGUUGACCUUGACAGCUUGAAAUGUGAGCUUCAAAAGAAACUAUCAUGUGGAGAACGGCAGAUUUUGGAAAGUUUGAAGUUGUACUUUGAAAGCAGAGCACCAAAUCUGCAUCUGGUAGAAAAGUACAGAGAAGAUUUUGCCAGAAGUGCCAGCACCCUCAAACGUGAACUUGAAAGUUCUUCUUAUAACAAGCUGCAGGAUGCUAUUCAUAUUAAAAAGGGUCGGCACAAGAUUGAUUCUAUCCAAGCUGGAUAUUUGAAAAUAAUUGAAGGAAAGGUUGACGGGCUUCUUGAGGAAUGCAGGAAAAAGGCACGGCGAUUAGAUAAUCAAGAGCUAAAAGAAGAGUUUGAGCAAAUGUGGACAAAGACAUUGUCAGAAAUCUUACCCAUUCGCUUAGAGAAACGUGAAAUAUAUGCAGAUGUUGAGGCAAAACUAAGAAAUGAUUUGUUCUCUCGAGGGAGGUUAGUCAUACCAAAAUUACUAGAAAAAGAAAGUUUUUUGAGCUUCAGAAUAAACACUUUUCAAAUGAAAAAAGACUAUGUACAAUCAUCACGGUGGAGGCGUUUUAUAAACCUCCCCCCUCAGAAGGAACAUUUAUGUAAUGUAGAAGAACUUUCCAGAUCCUUGAUGGACAAAUGCAUAUCCUUCAUUGAUGAAAAACUCAAUUCCAAAGCAGAUUUUGAUGAAACAUACUGUGUGGAACUUUUGCACAUCAUUAAUGAGAAGCUUCAACAGCGUGAUGUGAAGAAACUUUGUACUACUCCUGGCUUUGAAGUGGACCUGAAGCUGCACGUUAUGGGAGAAGCAGCCCAUGCAUUUCAAAAGAUGCACAAAGAUUUCGUUAAGAAAAACAAUCCCCCGGUACUUCUUGAGAAACUGAAACCUCAAUAUUUUUAUGCCUUUAGAGAUCUUUAUUUGGAAAAAGAUGCCCAACAAAUCAGAGCUAAGGAUUUUUGUGACAGCUGUCUCCAUCCCGCCCUAGUGGAUUACGUUAACAAACGACUUGGGAUAGAAAUAGUGGAUGACAUUCUCAGCAGUUCACAGUCCAUUGAAUAUGGCAGUCGGAGCUUCUUCCAAUUUAGUGUCUUGAAGGAGCUUUUGGAAGACUGGAAUAUUGACAACUAUGUGGAAUAUCUCAAAAACUAUGAAAGGUUUGUCAAGAGUUGGAUCAGGAAACAAAUGAUGGAUCGUUAUACAAAAACUGAGAAUCUGAAGAAUCUGGAAGAGGGGAUUCUUUCGGCUAUAAUAACCAAAGUCAGGGAGAGACUGAAAAUUCUGAAGGAGAAAGAUGUCAAGACAAUUGCGGAAUUUCUGGACAAUUUUUGCCUAGAAAUGCAGAAAGAGCUGGUUACUUCUAAAGACAAUUUAGUGGGGAUACACUUUAAGAACUCAUCUGAUCUUGGUCAAUUUCCUGUUUAUGUUGAAAGCUUUCUUUCUGAUGUGCAAGAAAAAAUUCUGCAUGAGUUUAAAGCCUUGGAUAUCAAAUCCAAAACCUCCAAGCUGUCUGUGAAGCCUCUUGACGAGAUCUUUAAACGGGUUUUUGGUUGUGGGCAGCAGUGCCCCUUCUGCAAAGUCCCCUGUGAGGCUGGAGGGAGUGAUCAUCAGGAGCAUUUUGCAGCAAUCCAUCGACCUCAAGGGCUGGGAAGGUACAGAGACGUGGAAUCAGAAAAGCUUGUUUGUGAUCUGUGCUCCACUGAUGUGACUACGAAGAGGUCUUUUGAAAAUCAUGAUACUGAAUGGGAACCCCAUCCAUACAAAGAUUAUCGUAAAUAUUAUCCAGAUUGGAACAUCCAACCAGAUCCCAGUAUCAGUGCUUCUGAUUACUGGAAAUUCAUUUUUAAAGAGUUCAAUCAUGAUUUUGCCAUAAAGUACAAAGCUAAGCCAGCAGACCUGCCAGAGGACUGGGAAAAGAUCACCAAAGAACAGGCAUUAGAGGCUUUGAAGAAAACCUAUAAUAUGAAGUAAGACAUUGAGAACAUCUGCCUUAAACAGUCAACAGGAAGAGCUUCAGACCUGGUUUGGCAUUUAUGAAACGCAGCCAGUUUUAUUCAAUCUAUUAAAAUCCCAGAUGUUAUCCAUCAUAUUGGGUACUGACCAUAUCCACAGUCCAAAGGAAAGAGAAAAACGAUGUGUGCACAUAUGCAAAUGCACAUUCACACACAGCCAGUACCAUGACCCCAUCACAAUCACUGAUCAGCUCCUACUAGGAGAGGUCUGGUUUUGAUCACAAGCUUUAAAUAUUUUGCUAAAAUCCCAGAUGUCGUCUGCAAAUGCCAAACAUGUUGUGACUUCAUACAUUAUAGGAAGGCUGUUUGUCCAAGGUUAGCAAGGCAAUAAAAUGUUUGUAUUUUGGAUGAUCGUGUGGAAAUGCCCUACAAUGAUACAGAGAGUUAACUCCCUCUCCCCCUCUCUCUCUCACGCUCUCAGAUAUGUCUAUAUGUAGGUCCCUCAUAAGGAGUCAGAUCACUCGUUUGUCUCGCUUAAUGUUGUCAACACUUCUUGCCUCACAGUUAGGACAGGCAUGUUGAUUGGUCCAUUUUGAAUGGUUUUAGAUUUUUUUUUUCUUGUUAAUUGUCAUUUUAAUUGAUUUAAUUUUUUUAUGUAAUCUGCUCUGAACUUUUAAGCUGGGACUGUAUCAAAAUAUAAUAAAUACAUUAAAAUCUUCUCUCUA
Hemicordylus capensis (graceful crag lizard) is the source of this 7100-nucleotide messenger RNA. RefSeq names its product interferon-induced very large GTPase 1-like. Gene Ontology annotation, molecular function: GTP binding. Lineage: Eukaryota; Metazoa; Chordata; Lepidosauria; Squamata; Cordylidae. The coding region runs from base 1124 to 6394 and encodes 1756 amino acids. Gene Ontology annotation, biological process: regulation of apoptotic process. The record is from RefSeq and is a predicted model, not a curated record. The transcript has 6 exons.